UUAAAAAUCUCAAUUUCAAUAUGAUCAAGCUCAACAACUUGAAGCCGGAUGCUCCAAAUGGGACUGUCGUUGAAGCUACAGGGCAUCAGGACGUUGACCAAGACAUGUCCGACAGCUUCGCAUCCAACCUUCCGAUGCCCGAACAUCCUCCAGACGCAGCGCCUUCGCGGCCCUCAAACUCCAACGCCUCUAGAUCGAGUUUGGCCGUGAAAGCAGAGCCAGUCGAUACGACAAUCCAAGUGGUUAUCAAGUCGGAAAAUGAACCCGAUCUGAUUGAACGAGUUACGUUCGUCAAGAGUGAAGAUGGCAAAUUUGAUAUCUGGAAUCUUGAGCACCUUGGUCUUGGACCUCCGGUUGUCGUCGAAGAGCGGUUCCGCGUCGGAUUUCUGCGCCCCGUGAUCAGCGACGCUCUUGGUAGCGGUCACCAAACCACGUCGAACAACUGGCAAGGUCCUACAAAAUCGGAUAAACACCCUUACUUGGCCAUGAAGCGUUCCUACAAUCCACACCUCCCACUCGUUCCGGGCGGUCAUGGCGUCGUGUUUUGUGAGGUGAAGUAUUUCAAUGACCGUUCGCUCAUUACAGAGCCAAUCGACCUCAUCGCUUCUGACAAGCCAAAUCAAUGGGUAUACCUUGGUUCGUAUGAGACCUCCCGGUGGGGCGAAAUUUCGCCCCACCAGCUAGACCUACUCCAGCCUCUGGUCAUUCGACGUUGGGUGUCGGGAGCCCUGAAGACCAAGUGGGGAAAGAGUUGGGUCGAAAGAACGAAUGCAGAACUUGUAGACAAGGGGGGUGAAAUUCGCCUCGUUGAGCAUACAGAAGACGGUCUUCGGGAGGCACUCAACGAUGGUAGGCUCGUGAUCAACUUCACCGUCAUGAAAUGUGUCGGGUAUCGUACGGAAUGGUUCGAGCAGUUCUUGCACUACCAGGCACAUCCGAAAGCGCCGAAAUCGCAGAAAAGGAAGAAGAAAGCGAGCUUAGGAGCUAAGAAGCCCUCUGCUAAAAGGGUGAAGGGAAGCGCGCGCCGGAAGGAGGUGUCAUCUGAAAGUGACGGUGAUGACGAAUUGCAAUCUACCCCGCCUGGUAGUGACGAAGAUGAGUUGUCUGACGUGGAAGACGGGAUGAGCAGGCCGGCUGUACGAAAGAACCUUCGUAUCCAAGCUACUCGAGGCCUGGGUCGACGAACACUGUACUCUCGAGCCUCGGCAAGCUCUUCGGAUUGAUACCUUCACUACAUAGUCGAACACUCACCAUGCUGUGUCUUUAGAGAUCUACAGUACUUGCGAAAUAGUUUUCAUGAUGUCUAUAA
This is a messenger RNA of Suillus subalutaceus, 1309 nucleotides long. RefSeq lists its product as uncharacterized. The transcript is spliced from 4 exons. NCBI's taxonomy places the organism in Eukaryota, Fungi, Basidiomycota, Agaricomycetes, Boletales, Suillaceae. Bases 21 to 1223 code for a protein of 400 amino acids. The record is from RefSeq and is a predicted model, not a curated record.